This is a messenger RNA of Benincasa hispida (wax gourd), 1743 nucleotides long. Its product is annotated as WD repeat and SOF domain-containing protein 1. Gene Ontology annotation, molecular function: protein binding. The record is from RefSeq and is a predicted model, not a curated record. Gene Ontology annotation, biological process: maturation of SSU-rRNA from tricistronic rRNA transcript (SSU-rRNA, 5.8S rRNA, LSU-rRNA). Gene Ontology annotation, cellular component: small-subunit processome; nucleolus. NCBI's taxonomy places the organism in Eukaryota, Viridiplantae, Streptophyta, Magnoliopsida, Cucurbitales, Cucurbitaceae.
UUUCGUAAAUUUGGUCUAUCAGUGCAGGGUUUAACUUCUUCUUCAACCUCGGUUCUCCAUCUCCUCUCUCUCCCUAGCUAGGGUUUUACUCAACAAUGAAGGUCAAGGUGAUAUCCCGCUCUACUGAUGAAUUCACUCGAGAACGAAGCCAAGACCUCCAGAGGGUAUUUCGGAACUUCGACCCCAGUCUCCGUACGCAAGAGAAGGCGGUUGAGUAUGUCCGUGCUCUUAAUGCCGCGAAGUUGGACAAGAUGUUUGCAAAACCAUUUAUAGGAGCAAUGGAUGGGCAUAUGGACGCCGUUUCAUGUAUGGCAAAGAAUCCUAAUCACUUGAAAGGGAUAUUUUCCGGUUCAAUGGAUGGAGAUAUUCGGCUGUGGGAUAUUGCAAACAGACGAACCAUUUGUCAGUUUCCUGGACAUCAAGGUGCUGUUCGAGGCUUGACUGCAUCUACAGAUGGACGCAUCUUGAUAUCAUGUGGGACAGAUUGCACCGUCAGGCUAUGGAAUGUCCCAAUUCCUACUCUGAAUUCAUAUGAGACUUCAACUAAUUCAUCUGAGCCACUAGCAGUUUAUGUCUGGAAGAAUGCUUUCUGGGCUAUUGAUCAUCAGUGGGAUGGAAAUCUUUUUGCUACAGCUGGUGCUCAAUUAGAUAUCUGGGAUCACAACAGGUCUCAACCAGUGAGCAGUUAUGAGUGGGGAACAGACUCAGUUAUAUCUGUCCGUUUUAAUCCUGGAGAACCUAACGUCCUGGCAACAUCAGCUAGUGAUCGAAGUAUUGCGUUGUAUGAUUUGCGCAUGUCAUCCCCAGCAAGGAAAGUGAUUAUGAGGACAAAGACAAAUUCUAUUUGUUGGAACCCAAGGGAACCAAUGAACUUCACUGCUGCAAAUGAAGAUUGCAACUGUUAUAGCUACGAUUCUAGGAAACUUGAUGAGGCAAAAUGUGUGCACAGGGAUCAUGUAUCUGCGGUAAUGGAUAUUGAUUUUUCACCAAGUGGUCGAGAAUUUGUUACUGGCUCAUAUGAUAGAACAAUAAGAAUCUUUCCGUAUAAUGGGGGUCACAGCCGUGAGAUUUAUCAUACCAAAAGAAUGCAAAGGGUGUUCUGCGUCAGGUUCAGCUGUGAUGCAAGUUAUGUGAUCUCAGGGAGUGAUGACACCAACCUUCGGCUUUGGAAGGCCAAAGCAUCUGAACAAUUAGGAGUCCUUCUUCCGAGGGAGAAAAGAAAGCAUGAAUAUCAAGAGGCUGUUAAGAAUCGUUAUAAACACCUUCCUGAGGUUAAACGUAUUGUGAGGCAUAGACAUUUACCGAAACCGAUAUUCAAAGCCGCUGCACUCCGGCGCACUAUUAUGGAUGCCGAGAGAAGGAAAGAAGAGAGGAGGAAAGCUCACAGUGCACCUGGUAGCAUUUCAACUGUACCACUGCGUAGGAGAAGAAUUAUCAAAGAAGUUGAGUAAACUAAUUUUGAACCAAGAGGAGGGGAUGUUGAUAGCUGCUGCUUACACUUUCAGGCCAAUAGCUAAGCUAUGGAGAUUUUUCAUAGAUCUCAUCUCACGACUUCAACUGACAGUUGAGUUGAAUGAGAGAAGGAAUCAAAAUUUUGCGGUGUUGUACAAAUUCUUUAUUUUUCAGCCUGUUUGCUUCGUGAAUUUGUUAAAGCUUAUGAUAUUUUAAGAUCAAAUGUUCUUUAACUAUUUAUGUGUCCUUUAAUACCCAAUACCGAUGGUGUGGACUGGUUUUAGUUUCAAA